AGCGAAGAGCAAGCGUUGUGUAUCGCUCAGAGGCCAGAACUAUUUACCAGUGCGGUGCGGUAGGGUACGCGCACGACGGGGUGUGCCGGGGUCGCGGUUUUAUUUUUUUAUUUCCUUCUCUCUCUCUCACUCUCUGACAAGGACAGCCGGGUAGCGGUCUCGAGAAGCCACCUGGGACCUGGGGGACCCACCGACCCGCGUUUGUUUUUGUUGUCGUCCCGCGGACGCAGCCGACGACACGUGGGCGCGUCGCGGGUCCGUGUGGCGCGCGCGACGGCCGUCCGUCGCCCCGAGUGCCGGUCUCCGCCGGGGAAGUAAGUGUGCGCCGAGGAACAUGAGCCAGGCGCCGGCGCGACCGGCUCGCUGCAGCCAGGAGACUCGCGUCUGAGAUAGCCUCAACCACACCUGACCUCCUCCUCCUCCUCCCAACCCCCGCACACCCGGUGAAACAACUAACUCCACCAGCAGCGGCAGCAGCCCGAGGGAAAGACGGCGUCCUGCCAGUACUGCUGCUACGUCCCGCAGCCCUACGGGCCGUGCGAGGCUAUGGAGGCUACCUACUGCAUGGGCAGCGACGUGGACGUUUGUCGCAUGUUCGACCAGUAUCUCUACAAGAGGAACGACAACCUAGACCUCUCGCUGUCUGUGCCGCACUCUUUCCACGCCAACGGCCACAUGUCUGAUCAGACGUUCCACACGCCGAGCUUCGGCGACGAGGAGUUCGACAUCCCGCCCAUCAACCCGCACCAGCACCAACAGCACCACCAGCACCACCAACACCACCAGCAGCACCAACCGCAGCACCAGCCGCAGCACCAGCCGCAGCAGCCGCAGCACCACCCGGGCAGCAUGGCCUCCUACCAGCAGUCGCAGAUGUUGCAGAAUCAGUCGCCUGACAAUAUGGUGAUGAGUGACCCAUCAGGAUACCAGCAGUCGUUAUAUCUGUCGGGUCCCCCAGAACAUUCCAUGGGGAUGAGUGUUAGCACGUCGUACAGCAGCCCGCAGCAGCCCACGUACACGAUGGCCAGCCCCAGCCAGGCCAGCAGCCAGCUGCUGCUCAUGCAGCAGCAGCAGCAGCAGCAGCAGCACAUGAUGCUGAGCCAGGGGCCGGCAGGCCUGGGCCAGUACGGCUGCGCGGCCCAGGGGGGCAGCCCGCCCACCGGCCAGGAGGGCACCACCACCUCCGAGGACAGCGACGACAGCACCCCGCACUCCGCCAUGAUGGUGGGAAUGAAGCGGCCGUCUCCGGAGCCAACUGACAAUGGCCUUGCCAAGAUACAGAAGAAACCAAAGGUUCAGAAGAAAAAGAAGAAACGAGACCCAAAUGAACCACAGAAACCUGUUUCAGCUUAUGCACUGUUCUUCAGAGACACCCAGGCAGCCAUCAAAGGGCAAAAUCCUAAUGCCAGUUUUGGCGAAGUUUCUAAAAUAGUGGCAUCUAUGUGGGACGCCUUGGAUGCUGAACACAAGAAUGUUUAUAAGAAGAAGACAGAAGCAGCGAAGAAAGAAUACUUGAAGGCUUUGGCAGCAUACAGAGCAAGUCUUGUGUCAAAGGGCGCAGGCGAAUCUGAAGGGAUAUACGGAGGCUAUGGCGGCUACGGGGGAGGUUACAGUGGUUACUCCCCGCCUGCGGCUCUCCCGUCCCCUCCGAUGUCUGCGCCUGUUCCCCAGCAGACACAGCAGCAACAGCAGAUGGCAAACAUGGCCAAGAAGUCCCCCCUGCUCAACUCCAUGAUGAACGAGAGAGGCAAUGGGCAGCCCCCACAGGGCAUGAUGGGACCUGUGGGUGGUCACAUGGGCCAACCCCACCUUCAGCAGCAGGUCAACCAGGGCGGCUACAUGCAGCAGAUGAGCCCCCGGCAGCACGGGGAGCAGCACCUGGUGGCCAGCCCGCCUCCCCCGCCCAGCGCGGGGCCCCCCGCCUCCUCCGCCCCGGUGCAGCAACAGCCCCCGCAGCAGCCGCCACGGGGCGGCAACACCUGCAUCCGCCACGGCUGCAACAACGCGGCCAUCUCCAACUCCGAGUGGGAGGAUGAGUACUGCAGCAACGAGUGUGUCGUCAGCCAUUGCAGAGAUGUUUUCAGUUCGUGGGUGGCAUCCAACCAGAGCCAGGCACAGAACUUCUCAACAGUGAAGUAAGGGAGUGGCGAGUGGAGCAACCAUCUCGUGCCGCUUGGGGAGGGCCCGGAGAGCGAAGCAGAGGAGAGAAGCAGAAGUGAUGAAGUCGUCCGGUGGACUUGAAGGUUGCUUAAUCCGCCUGCCAUUUCCUCCCUCGAUUUGUCAUCCCCCCCCCCCCCCCUCCCCUGUCUCUACUCCCAUCCCUUCCCUCAACCACCAAUUUGUCAGCCGUACAGUUGUAACCAUUACUGGAAGACAAGUACUCGAAAUAUAAAAACAUGACUGACUGGCCUGCUAAUCGUAUCGUACUCUCGUACUCUUGUUGACUGAUCGGACGGGCUUGGCGGCAAGCCUUACGAGGGGGCUCUCACGAUGGUUCCCGUAUUAUGGCAAUCCCAAUGUUAAAAGUAUUAUGGUAUUAUAUAUAAAACAAUAAUUAAAAAAGGUAUAUGUGUGUAAAUAUGUAUCUGAGAAGCUUGUAUACUUAAACUUUCACUACACCUAUUUGUUGCAUGUUUGUCUUAUCUGAAGGGGAAAAAAAAAGACAAAUACAUAUAUAACAUGUUAAAUAUUUCUCAUAUCCCUUCAAUUUUUUUGUCUGUGGUGAUAUCAUUACAUAUUACAGUAUAUAAUUAAUGAUAAAAUCUUUUGUGGUGAGUAAAUAAUGUUUACCUAUUCAUAUUUGAAUGUUGCUGUUGAUUUCCUGGAGUCUAUUAUAAUAGUAAUACUAAUAAAUAAUGAAUAAUUAUGUGAAUAGUAUGUGAGAUUUUGUGUGUGUAUAAUGUUAAAAGGGAUCAGUAAUUGUUUUUCUUCUGUCACAACAAUUGUCUCUUGUCCUAUCAAAAGAAGUGUGAGUGAUUGUAUUGCUAGCCUUCAAGGCUUAUUUUUAUAUGGUGUCCAGCCACAUCUUUUGUGAUGGAAAAAAAAAGUGAUAGUAAGAAAUUAAUGUUGUGCAUAAGGUUUGUACUUAAAUUUUCAUGCCUGCACACAUUAAAUAUGUUCCAGUUUAAUUUACCAGCUUUGCUACAAUGAUGAUGCAUUAUCAUGCUUGUUAUAAGUGCACAUUUGUUUUGUUUAAUCUGUGCCCAAUUUGUUUGUAACAUUGAAAAUUUUAUGGAAUCAAGUUUUAAAUUUUUUAUAUUGAACCUUAAAAAAUUUUUUAUUGCAAAGAUCUAUAGUGCUUGCCACCAACUGUGCCAGUUAUUUUGCUCCCUCCCCCCCCCCCCCCCUUUUUUUUCCCUCUGUCAUCGCUUAGCUCUCAAACCCUUUAUGCAUAUUUCCCUAGGCAGUAGGAAUGUGAGGUGAAACCUUCCACAGCUUUGCUCCUCCACACCCUUGCAUGCCACGUCACUUUGUAUUUAUUGUUUUUUUUUUAAACAUUAAUAUAUAUAUAUAUAUAUAUAUAUAUAUAUACACAUACAUAUAUGCGUACUUCUAUCUAUUCAUGUUCAUCAGGAGAAUGGCUAUAAGCUUCAUUUGCUACAUGAUAAAAUAUGUGUUUUAAAUUGUAAAACAGAGAAUGUGUCAUGUGCCUUCAGCUACAUUUAUGAGAAGUGAAGUCCUUUCAUUCUUUUUUGCAGUUCACGUUUUCAAGAAAAAGUAAAAGUAAAGGUUUACGUUGCACGUUUUGACACAUCUAAACAAUUGUUUCACUAUUCGACGUACCUAUUCAUGUAAUCUCGUUUCCAGCAAUUUUAAAAGUACAUGGUACUUUUUAUUCGAAAGCAUAUUGAUAUGUUAUGUUUGUUCAAACUGUAUAUAUUAUGUACAUGUAAUACUAAACAAACCCAUUUAAAAGUCACGUUACAACAGUAAAUAGCUCUGCCUGUGUGGUAUUCCUAUAGCCAGAGACAAGAUUUUAAGGUUUUAUUUUUAGAUCAGUUUCGUUAAUAAAAUGUUAGAUUUCUGUGUAAUUGUUUUUAUUUUUAUAUGUGCAUUGUCUUUAUUCAUAAAAAUAAUUUAGUAUUUAAUUAAUAUGAAACUUAGAUAAUUUUUAGUAAUUAUUACAACAAAAUAGUCAACAACCGACACAUUAUAGAAUUAUACAAUGAGUAUGUCUCGAACAGAACGACUCAAGAUAUAUAAAAAUAAUUCAGCAAAUUUUUGUGUGUUUGAAAAACAAACAAGUGACAUUAAUGUCAAAACUUGUUACUAAAAAGAGAUAGAUGCAAGACAAAGGAAUGUAAUAUUAAUUUUUUUUUCAAUCCUUGUGCAUGUAGUUAAUACAUCAUGGUAAAAAAUUUAUGCUAAAUAAAUUACAUUCAAAAAAUUUACCGUGAGUAAAGAUUAAAUUUAUUAAUUUUUUUUUGUCAAUUUGGUGAUUGAAUUCAUGUUUUUAGUUACAUUCUGGUGCCACAUGGUGUAUUAACUUGCAUUUUGGUGUUAUUUGUAUUGAUUUUUUUUUGCGUUUUAUUAUGGUUUUAUCGCAAUUCACUACAUAAUCUUGUUCCUACCUAUAGCACACACUGUCAACUCAACUUUAAGGUGUCGUGCGCAGUUUAUGAUAAUUUUAUGAAGCUGAACGGUACCACCUUUCAUUCUUUCUACCAUGGGUGUGACACCACCACGUAUUUUAGUACAUAAAAUUUUUGCAUAGCAGAAUACACAUUAUACUUUUGACUAAUUAACAAAUACAGCAUUAAAGUAUAGCCUUAAAUUACAGAAAUAUUUUAGUAAAAGAUGCCUACAGAGCUAUAAACAGGAAAAUAGAAAAGAUGGGUUACACCUUAAGGGAUUAAAUUGUACUUUUUUAAUGUGUAUCAGUUUUUUAAGUACAUGAGUAACUUUGGAAAUCCAGAAAAUUGGGAAUAUUGGCAGAUGCCAAUACUAAAACAUUGAUAUAUCUCUAAAAAAAGUGAAGUUAUGAUAGUUUGACUUUGGUAAUGUAUUUAAGAAAUAUAGUUAUUACCAUCAGAGCCAUCAAAAUUCAGGCUUUCAUAUUUUUUCGGUGUUAAUUUUUAAAAUUAUGUUAUAAAUGUACUGUCUUCUUUUUUUUUUUUUUAUCAUUUUGCUAUAGUUUGGACUAAUCUCAAAACUAAGCUCUUAAUUUUGUUUUCACAGUUGCUUUAUAGUUUCCGCUUUUACCUUUCUUUGAAGAUAUUUGAUAUUUAUUUAUACCAUCAAAAAAUGUUUUGCUAUCCAAGUUUUCCUGUUAACUACAUAUACUGUAAAUUCUUCUUGUUUUAUGGUGAUACUGCUAAGGUGAAUAUUUAAAUACCCUGUUUAAAGCAUUUUUUUAGUGCAGUGUUCUUUUUAUAUUAGGCCUGGGUGAAUAUUAGUUUUUUAGUUUGAAUGGAAUGUGAAUACGAAUAUCGAAUUCAAAUAGUAAGAAUUUGAAUGCCUCUAAAAAAAAAUUUUCAGAUAUAAAAAAUAUUAAAAGAAAAUAAAUUUAUAGUGCAGUAGCAUCAGGAAAUUUAGAUAUAUAAUACCAACAAUAGGUUAAGUCAGCUGCAGUUACUCUUGGUAACAUUUUGUUGAAAUAUUAAAAUUUUUAAUAAACAGUGCAAAGAAAAUAUGUAAGGCAAUUGCAGUAUGUGUAAAGAAACUUCAAGGUGGUUGGUUUAAAAAGAAUGUACAGUGAGCAAUUUUAAUCUAUAGUUAUUUUGAUGUAGGUCAAAAAAAAUUUUUUUUUUAAUUUUCUCUGUGAAAAUAAAUAAAUUAUAUUAACAUUUAUUGAUAACAUAUUUUGGCUUGUUUUAACUAAAGUGUAGGAACAGUAGCUGCAAAGAAUGUACAUUUCUCUUUCUAUCCAGUGUAUGUGUGCUUGGUAAAAGAGGCGAAGUUCUCUCCCCCCCCCCCCCCUUUUUUUUUUUCUCUUCAAUCCUCUUACUUUGACCAUUUUUUUGGGUCCAUGUUUGACAAGAUAAUUGCCUGAGCAGUCACUUCGCUAGGAGGGUGAGUGUGGGCCUGCAUCUGGUUGCUCGUCAUUCACUGUGUAUUAUCCACCAGAAAAACUUUCUCGUAGGUUGUUAGGUUUUAAGAGUCUUUGCUGCGAGUAUGCAACCACAUGUUUUCCACGAGAUCCAUUCAAAUUUUUCUCUCUUCACCGCCCUGUUCUGAAGGGAACUAAUCACAGUUUGUUCCUACCCUCUGAUCUAAAAACUGUCAACUUUAAGUACUUUAACACCCCAGCAGUGUUCUGAUUUUUUUGGACAGGUUAUUCUUAUUCAUAUCUGCAUGCUGUCAGUUCAAAUCUGUUUUUAACGACCGACUUGCCGGACUCUCUUCAAAUUACUGUGUUAAGUCCGGCUUUACUAUUUUAGUCUUUUCAAAUUUAUGUGGCCAGAUGUAGCAAAAAAACUCCAUAGAAAUAACCCUAAAACAUUACGAAUAUCCUGUCAAAAUUUUGUCCCCACCAGAUGAGAAAAUCAUCUGACAUCCCGAAAUUUUCCAGACUUUAGAGAUCCCGCACAGCUAUUCAUAAACAACUGAAUACAUAUUCGUUUUUUCAAAGUGCUAGUAUUCAAAAUCAAAUUGAAUACGAAUAAUAAUAAUUUAAUAUUCAAAAGUUUGAAUAUUCACACAGGCCUAUAUUGUAUACUUUAUUAGCCUGAUCUAAAUUCACAUUAAUAUGUACACAACCUGUAGGAUCAACAUUUGUAGCUGCUGCUUGUGUAUGCCUAGCGCAUCCUCGUGAAAAUAUUGCUCUUACGGCACAGACAAAAUUUAUAAAAUUUUAAAUGUUCUGUGUGCUGUAAUUUAAGUGCGAACAGAACUGUUACUAUGUUAUUCAGCAAUAAAAUGGGAAUAAUUUGAAACAGCAUUUUGUGUGUGAAAGUAAAAUAGUAUGUGUUUAGCAAUAAGAUGAAAAUGCUCCCUUAUUGCAUAAUGGAACUUUAUUGUGAGUUAUACCGGUGAUUGUAUUAUGUUCAGUGCUGUGGUAUACAAUUGUAGCUUAGGCUUUAUGUAUUAUAUGACCAGCAAGUCUUUGACAGUGGUUCCAAAUGUUAAAUUUUUUGCCACUUGAAAAUUUACAUUUUUUUUACAAUAAAAAUAAAAAAUGCUUCUGUUUUUAAUUCUUUUGGCUGGUGUCAAAAACUGCUCAUUAUCUUUUUAAUUCAAUAGAGAGAAAAAAAAAUCAAAUGUAGGAUUAACGGUUACUUUCACGUUGCUUUUUUACUUAGGUAUCAUGACACACACACUGACGUAUGGUCCUACAGUAUUAGCCGUAGGCGACAUGGCUUCUCACGCAGUAACGUACUGUCUUCACUGAUAUUUUGCAAAUUUUUUCAUAACUUUGCGGGGUUAUACAUCCCCUUUAGCCCUAUCUUUCACUGGAUAUGAAUUAAAAACUUAAUGUAAGUUUUACAAAAAAAAAUUUGGACAGUGUUGUUUUAUAUUAUUACAGUACAAUCUUAGAUUGGCAAUUUUAUACUACAAUUUUUACUGAAAUUUAUUUCCCAAAUUUGGAAUGAAUUUUGGUUUUAAACAGAAGUGCAUAGCCAGGUCAUUUAGGUGAUUGUUUGAUUAUAAUUGCAUUACAUUUGGAUCUAAACGUGUAGUGUGACUUUAUAUAAAACGGACAUGUGCUGUUUUCUCUUUAGAGUUAUGUACACAGUUCUGAAAUGUUACAAUUUUGGAACAAAUGAAAUGUAGGUAAUUAUUAGAACUAUUUGGUAGCCAAAACUUUUGUGCUUGUGUAUGUGAUACUAUGAGCAUUUUGAGAAUUAAAUUACUUUUAUUUUAAUAAUUUCUGUCUUCUCACAUUUCUAACAUCGCUAGUAGUAUGAAAACUGCAAACUAUAUCUUUUUCACAUCAUUAAGUACUGAAUAGGUGAGUACGUACCUUGUCUGACUUUACUUUAUUAAAAAAAAAUGUAAUAAACUUAUUUAUCUGUUAAGCAUUUUACAUGGAUUGUUUUGAUAUGAUAUUAAUGUGUACAGGGUUCACUUUUUUUUAUAACUCAAGUGUGUAGGCAUGAACAUUUAUUUCUUUGUUUGAUAUAACCAUUUAUAAUUAAGAUGUUACUUUUUUGGCAUUGGUGAUUAAAGUUAGAGAGUCGUGUUUUAAAAUUGUUUAAUAGCCUUCCUUGUUUUGAUUUUAAUUCUCCUGAUGGAAUGAUAAUGCUCAAAAUUUGUUUGGUAUGUAGUACAUUUGUAUUUAAUUUUUACCUGAAAAUUUUAUUUUGUAUCUUUAGAUAAAUAAGAAUACAGCUCUGAUCUGAAAGUAAUUUAUGGAUUUAACUGAAAUUACAUAUUUGUUCUGUUAAAAGUUUGUUAUUGAAAACAAGUUGACGGAGUAAAUUAUAUGUAGAGGUUAAUUCUUUGUCAUUUUGGUUAUUUUGAAAAUUAAGUUAUAUUACAGCAGUAGUAUAAGCAGAAGUAAAUCAUGUUCGAAAAAUUUAUUUUGUGCUGCUGUUUGCACUGUUAUUUAGAACUUUGUUAAUAGCUUUAAAAUAUCGUAAUUUUCUUAAAAAUAUGUUCGUUAAAUUAUUAAGGGUUUUUCAAGUUGUGUUGAAAGAAUAGUGUGUCCCUUAGUUGUUUUGUACCUUUAGUACCCUGCAGAAAAAUUAUGUGAAUUAGGAGUAAAGUGGUGUUCGACUAAUUGGAGAAGGGGACCAUGUUCCGACCUCUGCCCAGGUGAAGACAGUUCUUCAAGCUCUUACUAGGUUUAACUUAUUCAAAACACUAUUAUGUCCAUGCAGAUGAGAUUCUGUAAUUGGCGGGCAUUAAUUAAAGCCAAGUAUAUAUAAACUUUCCACAAGUUAAUCCUGGAUUACUGAUAUUUAAAUUUUACCUUUGUCUCCAAAAAUUUAUGCAAUAUGCCUGUGUGAAUAGCAAUAGGUAAGUUCUGUGUCAAAAAUAAUUACAGGUACUUCGUUUUUUGGUUGUUAUCUAUUUAACACACAUAUUACUUAUGUUUGAUAAUAAUUUUUGAUUGUGGACCUACAGAAAUGCAAAGAUUUUAUGUUUUUGUUCAACUAGAAUAUAUGCUGUGUUCCGAUACAUCAGGUUCUGAUUUUGUUGAGGCUAUGGGUUUUAAAUACCAUUUGAAUUUUCAUUCAUAUUUUAACUUAUAUUUUAAUUGAUUCUUGUAAAAAAUGUAAAUUUGAAUAUAAAUUGUUAUACAGAACAUUUAAAAUCUAUUGGUCUGCAUUUAGUUGGAAACAUAAUAGGGUGAGGCUAAGUUUAGCAAUACACUGUUUUACAUCAUUGUGAGUAUACACAUAUAUAUUUGCAUUAAAACAGGAUGCAUAAUGAAGUAUAAGAUUUAUUUGUGCUAAAACUAAAUAAUUGUGUGUACAUUAUAAGUGAGAAAGAUUCAUUACUUCAUAGUGUAUGAAUUUAUAACAUUAGCAUUUUCUAGUGUACAGUCAACAUUGUUACAUAAGAAUUUCAUGAAAGAAGUAACAUAUACCUAUAUUGAUUGUAUGUGAAUAUAAUUUAAUCCUUAAGUUCUUUUAGUUUGUGCCCACAUGUAAAUGUGGUCAUAAAAGAGAAACCUGUGUUAUUUGUUUUCUGAACCGUGAACUUGUGACCUUGCAAACGGAUGGACAGGAGGCAAGUUUCUCCCAUUGGUAGAAAUAGGGCAUGUAAACCAUGGCAUAUUUGCAAGAAUUGUCACUGAAUGUACAUGUCAAUGAGAGUAAUAAAUGAUAAAACAUAAUGAAAACUCACAAAA
Bacillus rossius redtenbacheri is the source of this 9739-nucleotide messenger RNA. RefSeq names its product TOX high mobility group box family member 4-like. The coding region runs from base 547 to 2139 and encodes 530 amino acids. Gene Ontology annotation, biological process: regulation of transcription by RNA polymerase II. NCBI's taxonomy places the organism in Eukaryota, Metazoa, Arthropoda, Insecta, Phasmatodea, Bacillidae. Gene Ontology annotation, molecular function: chromatin DNA binding. The record is from RefSeq and is a predicted model, not a curated record. Gene Ontology annotation, cellular component: nucleus. The transcript is spliced from 12 exons.